Molecule: messenger RNA, 237 nt
Organism: Acytostelium subglobosum LB1
Lineage: Eukaryota; Evosea; Eumycetozoa; Acytosteliales; Acytosteliaceae
Exons: 1
Biological process (GO): cell-cell adhesion
Cellular component (GO): membrane
Source: RefSeq, a predicted model, not a curated record
UUCAAUCAAUCAAAUAAUCAAUCAAUUUAUAAAAUGACAGUCGGACCAGACAGAGUUAUAUUCUACACUGAGAAGAACUUGGCAGGCUCCAGCAAGGAGUACAAGGUUGGUGAAUCUAUUGUCUUGAAAAAUGACCCAAACAAUAAUAAGUACAUGUCCUGUGAGAUUGGCACUGAUUGCUGGGUGAACGCCUACCAGUAUAUCGAGAGCAGCGAUCCCUACACACUAGAGACAUGA